Molecule: messenger RNA, 4317 nt
Organism: Callithrix jacchus (white-tufted-ear marmoset)
Lineage: Eukaryota; Metazoa; Chordata; Mammalia; Primates; Cebidae
Product: eukaryotic translation initiation factor 1A, X-chromosomal-like
Biological process (GO): translational initiation
Molecular function (GO): RNA binding; translation initiation factor activity
Source: RefSeq, a predicted model, not a curated record
GAAGUCUGGGUAAUUAUUUCAUUUAUUAAACUGGCACCAUAAAGUAUAUCAUUAGAAACUAGAACUACACAUUCAGGAUAUGGUCCCAAACACAGAUGAAAAACUAAGAUCUUUUAAAAUGAGGUAGUAUUUACUUUCUAAGUAAGGCAACAUGUAAAUUAUUAUUAGUUAAUAUUUAUGAAGGCCAACAGUGUGCUAUGUAUUGUAUAUCACACUGAGAAAACAGUUGUUUAUAUUGUUGUUUACAUAGGUGUGUGUGUGUGUCUGUUUGUGUGCGUGCGCGUGCUUGCCUGGUAUCCUAUAAUAGGGUCAUAUGGCAUAUGGGAGAAUGGAUCAUAUCUCAGAAAAAGCAGAUGAACAUCAUCAAUCAUAACUAAUUUAUAUUCUUCAUUUCUACCAACUCAGGUUUCAUUUUUUUAUAUAUUAACAUUUGUAUUAUACAUCACUGCUUAUGAAAAUUAUGACUGAUUGAAAAAGAGUUUUCAUUGUCCAAUUGUAAGUUGCCCUAAAGCGGAACUUCCUUAUUUUGAUAUGUGAAAUAGUCUAUUUUUAUUGAGCUUGUAUAAGUUGUUGGUGUUGAGCAAUCUAUUGCAAAAAGGAUCAGUAGCUGCGUGAAACACAGUAUUAGUCAAGAAUAUGUUAAGUUGAAUAAAAUUUUUUAAAAUAGAAGAGACCAAUAAACCAUGGGCCAAGAGCUGUGCUAGGCACUUUCUCGGAUGAUUUGCCUGUGUAGUUUAUUCCACCUUAGAAACACCAUAUUAAAGAUAAGGAUCAUAGUUCUCAAUAUUGAGGAUCAGCUAUUACAAAGAGAGAAAUAGUACUGCAUGGAAUGAAUUAAAAACUGAUUGCACAAAUUCACCAACAAGGUCUUUGUAGAUUAGAAAAAAAGUUCCUUUUGACUUUCUGAUUUGACUUUUUGAUUUUCUUAUGCCAUUCCAUGUGAGAAUUAGUUUUAUAAAAAAACAAAAUAGUAGCAGAGUUUCUGUUCAUUUGUUCUGAUGCUUAGCUUUUAACAGUUCUUAGAAAUCAAGCCAUCUGCAAUAAGGAUGGCUGAAUUUCUAUAAUUUAAGGUACAGAUGAGAUAAACAUUCUCAAGCUCAGGUGCUUAUAACUUUUGUUAUUGUUGAACAGUUUCCGCAUGUGCUAAUUGAUUCAUAAGACAGCUCUAUUACGUCCACAGCUGAGGCUAGAUAUAAUCAAGAAGAACUACUGUGGUACCCAGAAAUAAACAAAAGUUAAUGGAACUUUGCUGAGACACAAAGACAGUAUUUUUGGUGAUUGGCUAAAGGUUCAGUUUCACACUUGACGACUUUCUGGUCUGGUCCUCUUUUUCACUUGUUUGUACCACUCACACUUUAAGGAGAGAUGAAAAAAAUCUAAGUCAAGCCAACAGGAGCCGUGUCUUUCAAGAAAGAAAUACAGCUGCCAGAGAACACAAAUGAGGACUUUAUAUAAGCGUAAAGCCAGCGGGGUGUCUGAGGGCAUCACAUUUCAUUGCUCUUGUCUGCUUACUACAAGAUAUAAAAACUGUCAUUUGCCAUUGGGGGGAUGUUUCAUGAAUUGAAUGUUAUAGUUUCAUAAUCAGAUACUUUGGCUUUAGGGGACUGAAUGAACUUUUCAGGAAGAUUAUUUUUUCCGUUCUGUGUUCUUAGAACAGGUUCUAGUUGUCUUUCAAUAAGUGAAUGCUAAUUGUAUAAGUAGCUCCUGUUAGUCCUUUCUGGCCUAAACAAAGAACAUUAGGAGUUCUGUUUCUGUCUCUCUCUUGCAAAACAGGUGUUUCUUCUCCUAUCAUUUCAUAACCUCUCUAUAGGAGUUCUUUAUUUUUGUUUAUUUUUCAAUCGUUUGGUAUAUAAGACACAACGACUUUUAGGAAGCACACUUAAGUUGUAUAAUUCAUGAAUUGUUGUAUAUUUAAAAUGUCUUUUUGUUGUCUUGACUCACAAACUUAAUCUCAUGAAUGACAGCUUGACUGGGCAUAGACGUUACUGAAUUAUACUUUCUUCUCCUUCCAAAUAAUUACACACUGCUCCACUUAUAAUGGCAUCUAAUAUUCCAAGAUUACUGCACCUUUUCCCACUUUAUAGGUGACAUAUUUCUUCUUUACAGAUGCCUUCAAGCUCCUUUCCUGAAUAAAACAUUUGAAUAAGAAAAAGUCAUUAGUUUUUAUCUUAAUGUGCAUCUUUUUCCUUUAUAUAGAUAAAUGAAAUGGAAAACACUGAUGUUCAAGACGUACUAAAUCAACCAAACAUUAAUAUGCAACACAAACUAAGCUUGAGUGGUUUUAUUAUAACCUCACUCAGACGCAUAGGCUGCAAGAGAAGACCUCAAACUGAACUAGCGGUAAUAGUUCACCACUCGUGUUCUGGAGAUUAGGCAAUUGACAGUCCAGCAACUUGCCUAGUUCAUGAAUUUUGUCCACUCUCUAUUCAGGUCUUGCUUACUUUCUUAUGCCCUAAAAUUAUCUUAGGUCAUAUCCAAGCCUACUGAAUACUGUAAGCGUCUUUUCUUAACCUUUUACAUUUGAGACUCUGCCAAGGUGGUACCCUCCCUUACUAUUUAAGAGACUGUGUCUUGCAUGAUCAGUAGGUAUUCCCCUACGGCAUUUGGAUGCAGGAUUCGACAGAAAUUAUCUUCAGGACACAGUUUGCCCUUUAUAACUGAAAACCCAUGUUUUUAAAAAUUUCACAAAAUUUCUCUUCGGUUACAUUUCUGAAUAUUUUUAUUUUACUGUCCUGUUUUCUUCAUGAGGCACACCAAUUAUGCUUCUGAGUCUCCAUUAUUAUUUUCAUAACUGGCAUCUUCUCACACUUUGCUCUUGUCUAUGUUUUUAAAAACUGAUAUUUCAUUUUGCAUUUUCUUCUUUUGGUUUUCUGCAGUUUGAUUUUGUUCUCCUUUUUAAAGCAUUGAACAUGAAAUAUUCUUCAAUAUCUUGGAGGAAAUUUUUCCCAGCUGUGUGUUUUGACGGUCUUUUGCUUGCCAUAUUCUCCUUACUUUGUGGUUGCAGAAUUUUUCACAGAUAACAUGACUGGUUUUUUCUCUGUCAGUUAUUUUUUAGGUAAAGUCCUACAUGAGUGUCUUACUUGUGCCAAAAGCGGAUAAGUAGAAACUGUUGGACUCUGUCAUGCCUUUAUCUGAUCUUUUAUAAUUUUUCACCUCAAAAUUGAGGUGAAAAUUUAGAACGUUGAAUUUCUCUAGUCUGUGUUAAGCCUUGGGAAGCUGGAGGAGAGUAGAAUGGAAGCUGGGGUCAUGACCACCAUUAGUCUUAAAAUUUGGUCCCUGUGUUCCUCCCUCUAAAUCUCUUUAAACCCCUGGUCCUUCUAAACCACCAGUAUGUUCUAGUUCAUGAUGGGAACGGAGACCCUCAGGAGAAUUUGAUCUGUUUUAUGCUUUGAUUUCAGCAGAAAAAAUUAGCAAGACUCCUAGUGUAAAUUAUAAACCCACAGAAUUUUCCUUUGGGAAGUCAGACGUUUUGUUUUCUUCAGAUGAUAUUGGUCUUCUACAAUUAAGAGGCUGGUUCCAGGAUAUUGUUUCACAUCUCUUUUCUUCUCCAAAACUUAACUUUCACUAUUCCCUUCGAUGUUGAAAAGCUAAGUCGGACGACGCCAUUUGCUGUUGCUGAGCGUGGACGCUGGCGGUUAAGACCUAGGUCGCGAGCUUCUCCCGCGCACGCUGCCUGGCCUCCAGCACCUGCUUCAUCCUGCGCUCUCUCUCGUGUCGCCCUUCGGAGCAGCGACCGCCGCCACCCGGAAAGAAGUUAGAGACGCUGCGAGGUCGCUGCCACCGCCAUGCCCAAGAAUAAAGGUAAAGGAGGUAAAAACAGACGUAGAGGUAAGAAUGAGAAUGAAUCGGAAAAAAGAGAACUAGUAUUCAAAGAAGACGGUCAAGAGUAUGCCCAGGUGAUCAAAAUGUUGGGAAAUGGACGGCUAGAAGCAAUGUGUUUCGAUGGUGUAAAGAGGUUAUGUCACAUCAGAGGAAAAUUGAGAAAAAAGGUUUGGAUAAAUACCUCCGACAUAAUAUUGGUUGGUCUCCGAGACUACCAGGAUAACAAAGCGGAUGUAAUUUUAAAAUACAAUGCAGACGAAGCCAGAAGUCUGAAGGCAUAUGGCGAGCUUCCAGAGCAUGCUAAAGUCAAUGAAACGGAUACAUUUGGUCCGGGAGAUGAUGAUGAAAUUCAGUUCGAUGACAUUGGAGAUGAUGAUGAAGAUAUUGACGACAUCUAAACUGAACUCAAGAUUUCACAUUCCAUCUUUUCUCAAGAUUGCCCUACAAUUUGGAUUUUGGCCAUGACAAAGAAGAUUAAAAUUUCAUUAGCAUGAA